This is a messenger RNA of Musa acuminata subsp. malaccensis (wild Malaysian banana), 1410 nucleotides long. Its product is annotated as short-chain dehydrogenase RED1. Lineage: Eukaryota; Viridiplantae; Streptophyta; Magnoliopsida; Zingiberales; Musaceae. Gene Ontology annotation, cellular component: endoplasmic reticulum. Gene Ontology annotation, molecular function: oxidoreductase activity. The record is from RefSeq and is a predicted model, not a curated record.
GAGAGUACAAUAUCGAUGGAAAGGGCAGGGCAUCAUUUAAGUAGUGAAACAGGAAUCAGUAGAUCUAGGGUAAACGAUAGCUACGUUGGUGGUGUGCGCGCGAUCGAUCGGGCAUCAACUGGCCAUUAUUGCUUUUCUUCUGUCCUUGUUUUAGGUUUGGUGAAGGACACAUCUCAUCAUUCUUUCUCCACAAAUCCUUCCAAUCUCGUUUCUUCUGUGUCGAUACUUAAAAAGAUCGGUUCUUGCAGUUGCAUCUGCAGAGGAGCUUGGGUAUCUGAUCCGGAUUUAGUGAGUACAAAGUUGGGAUCUUUAAUGGCUGAUUCAGAAAAACCAGUGGUUCUGAUCACUGGAUGUUCGGAGGGGGGCAUUGGAUACGCGCUCGCACGAGCCUUCGCCUUGGAGGGGUGCUUCGUCGUCGCAACAAGCCGGUCCCUGAGCUCAAUGAAGAGCCUUGAGAACGAUCCGAGAUUCUUCCUCCAGGAACUGGAUGUCGUUUCGGAGGACAGCAUCCGGAGGGUUGUGACAAACACCUUGGAUAAGUUUGGUCAAAUCGAUGUGCUCGUCAACAAUGCUGGAGUUCACUUGGUCGCACCGCUCGCUGAGGUCCCAAUGUCGUCUUUUGAGCAUGUCUUCAAUACCAAUGUCUACGGUCCAAUGAGGCUAAUUCAAUUUGUAGUUCCUCAGAUGGUGCUUAGGAAGAAGGGAAAAAUCGUAAAUAUAGGAAGUAUUUCUGCAUUAGCCCCUGGACCAUGGGCAGGAGUUUAUUCAGCAUCAAAAGCUGCACUUCAUGCCUUGACGGACACAUUAAGAUUGGAACUUAGGACCUUUGGCAUUAGCGUGAUAAACGUAGCUCCUGGAGCUAUCAGAUCGAACUUUGGAAAAUCUUCAACAGCCAGCUAUGACCAAAUGCCCGAAUGGAAGUUCUACAAACCUUUCGAGGCUGCAAUUCGUGCAAGGACAGCUUUGUCUCAGGGCCCGAAGUCGACACCAGCGGAGGAGUUUGCAAAGAGGACUGUUACUAUGGUACUAUCGAAGCAACCUCCUGCCUGGUUCUCUUAUGGGCAACUUUCCACCAUUCUAGCUAUUCUGUAUUACCUUCCACUGUCUAUUAGAGACUACAUCUAUAGGUUGGCUCUCAAGUGUUGACUUGAGUAUGUUCACGGCUGCUGCUGAUCACUGGCAUUCUCUUUCUUCUUCUGUGUUAUGUCACACCAGUCAUGUUCAUGGUGUCCACGAACUUAGGAACAAACUGUGUUAUGGCACUCUUUGUUACUCCUAUGCCCUGAUGAGCAAAUUGGCACCAAGCCUUGUGACAGAAUGCUGACCUAGUUCAUGUUGAAAGAUGGAAUUCUCUGUUAAUCUUGUUGUAUUCUAACAAAGUUGAAAUGUUUACUAGCACGUAAUUUUUUC